Alternaria triticimaculans is the source of this 2931-nucleotide messenger RNA. RefSeq lists its product as uncharacterized. NCBI's taxonomy places the organism in Eukaryota, Fungi, Ascomycota, Dothideomycetes, Pleosporales, Pleosporaceae. The record is from RefSeq and is a predicted model, not a curated record. Gene Ontology annotation, molecular function: protein binding; histone methyltransferase activity. Bases 1 to 2931 code for a protein of 976 amino acids. The transcript has 6 exons. Gene Ontology annotation, biological process: chromatin remodeling.
AUGCCUAAUAUCUCCGAGACUCCACCUGAACAAGCCUCUUCAAGUCGCGAAGAUACAAUUCCGGAGUCGGACGACGCAACACCGGAUGAUGAUAGCGGCAGCAUGACUAUCCCUUUGCCUAAUAAGUCGCCCGAGCCAAGCCUUUCAGCAAUACAAAGACUGCCGCAGAAACAGAAAGCCAUCAAGUCAACGGAGGAAGAAUCCGUCAGGGCUGCCAGUCCUGUGGAACGCAGCACAACGCCGACACAAUCGCCGCCACCGCCACCUCACGAUGAGGCAGGCGAACCUGCACCGGGGCGUGCCAUUAGCUCGACACCUUUACUGUCCCGUUCUGCCACCCCUACUGCCCUGCGUCCUGUCGAAGCAUCAGCAGAGCCGACCCGGCCCUCUCAAGCGCCAUUACCAGUCCCCGAAAUUAUGAUCCCAGAUGUACCAGCUCCGGCAACAGUCGUCAGUACUCAUCCAACCAUCGAACCCGAACACCUUCGGGUGCCUGUCGAGAACGGUGGUGGUAGAACAAGCAAGAAGCCCCCACUGCAAGCAGAUGUGCUCGUCACUACACGCUCAGCUGUAGAAGCGUGCUUGAAACGUCAUGUGGCGGAACGACAUGAAUUACAUGCAUACCUGAUGGAGACGAAGAUGCGGAAUCAGAGAACGUUUCAAGAACAAGACCUACGCGCCCGGUCCCGUAAGCAGAAGCGUCCACAACAGCCAAUCCUACCCGAAAAGUACAUUCAGAAGACUUCCCCCUUUGAGAACAUGCGUGCUAUACAAGUGCCGUUCGACAGAGCCAACGCCAAGCGCCUCGUGGAUAUGAGUCAGGAAACAUUCAUCAAGGCCAAACCCAAGGAUACAGUGGUCAAGUCAGGCUUAGCCGUGCCCACUACAAAGUACAAGAGUGAUGCGCCAAAAAUUCCUCCUUUCAAAGAGUAUGUCAGUCUGAGGAACAACGUUCUCAAAGACAAUGAGUCAAAACUACUCGCAACACCCUAUUUCCAGGACGAAGACUAUCGUGGUCGCGAGGUUCUGCUGGAUACGCUUCCUUAUAUGUACGAGAUGACGCAUGACGAGAAGGGACCGCUAGACUUCCGCAAGGAACAGUGCCGGUUCUACGAUAAAGCCAUCGAAGCAUUCCUGUCUGAGAUAGGCAUCACGUGGAACGAUAUCCUGUUUUGGUUACUGGCCCAGGAUGAAGACCUUGUACGAAUCAACGACUCUUUGAAUGGAAGCAAGCAGUUUGAAGCACAGCUCCUCGAAAGAUCACGAUAUCACAUUGAGGAGUUUGAGAGAGACGGUGAGCCGAAGAAGGCUAUUCUGUUUGACCGGAACAACAAGAAGUGGGAAGAGUUUGUCGCACAGCUUGAAGAGCCGAUCCCGAGUGCUCUGAGACUUGCGGCAACAGCUUCUGCAGCGGUAUUCAAAGAAUGUGAAUUCAGCAUCUGGUACCUGGCUCAACAGUCCAAAGCUGUACAGAGUCUCAUACGGAAGAAGUCUGCACAUGAACAGUCUUCCAAGCACUCAACGUACAAAAAGAUCAUGUGCAGAGUAUGCCAUCAACACGAUUGCCUUCUUCAUGGCGAGAUCAGACAAGUACCUGAGGAUUCCUGGAAGACGGACUCAGAAGACGAAGAGCGCGCUACACAGGCGACUGAUGAUACCAGUCGUCGAGGCUCCAAUAACAAAACCCCGCGCCGUGUGUCGAACUUUAGCAGAGACGACACAGACGAUGAGAACGAACCCGGCGACCCCUUGCCCGCACAUUUUGACUCCGACUCCGACAUUGAGAAGGUCAUAAACUAUAAGCUCCCUGCAAACCCAAGUGCUUUCGAGUCUUGCUCAGAGACGGAGAUGAUUACCCCCAAAGGUGCGAAACCGCCACCUGUGCAUGGCUUUGGACUCUAUAUGGGCGAGGACAUCAAGAGUGGCGAGUAUAUUGGUGAAUAUACUGGCGAGGCCAUCUCGGUCAAAGAAGGCGAUCGCCGAGUGACGAUAUACGACUACCAGAAGACGAUGUAUCUGUUUCGUUUGAACUCGAAGCAGGAAGUUGAUGCGACAUACAUGGGUAAUAAACUACGCUUCAUCAACAAUGCCGACGACAAGUACACGAACUGCGGCCCCAAGAACUUGCUGUGCAACACGGUCUUUCGCAUCGCGCUCUUCGCCACCAGAGACAUCAAGGCAGGCACCGAACUGUUCUUCAACUACAACUAUCCCAAGGAGAAGACAGAGCAAUUCAAACAGCCUAAUGCCAAGAUCGUCGCGGUCAAACAGACCAAGCAAAAGACGAAGAAAAGGGAGUCACUCACCAGUCUGAGCCAGCCCAUCGAGGACCGCUCACGUAUCCUUGCCGCCACAGCAAAAGCCAGAGAGGCAAAAGCAGCGAAACGGAAAGAGGCCAUGCUGCAAGAGGGCGGCGUGGAGCCAGCCACCAGAAGGCGCUCUGGAACACUUCAAGCACGAAAGGCAGCUACGAGCAAGCCCGGACGCAAAGCAGUGCGAAAGUCCAAGCGCGGAGGGCUUAAUAGGAACGAGUCCACAGGUUCAGAUACGGGUAUGGAUGCAGAGGCAAGCGACCCCGAAAUCCCCGAUAUCCCUCCCGUCAUUGAGUCGCAGAGCACUCAGACUAGUCUGUACGUCCAGGACACGGAGGCGGAAGACGACGAGUUCAUCUUGCCAGAUACCCAAGAAGACGAAGAGCAAAAUGUGGCUGAAGCGGCCUCUGAGGAUGAUGAACCGCCCGGUCGAUCUACGAGGUCUCGUCGUGGGCCGGGUCGACCACGUAGGAGGGGGUCGGAUGUGGCGCCGGUGGUUGCGGUCAAGCAGGCGGUUAAGCAGGCAGUCAAGCAGAAGAAGUCGAAGAUGGGCGGUGCACGGCCAGGUGCUGGCAGGAAGAGAAAACGACCCGUUAUUGCUAACAGCGACGAUGAGUGA